This is a messenger RNA of Somion occarium, 2837 nucleotides long. The record is from the annotation of a GenBank genome assembly. Lineage: Eukaryota; Fungi; Basidiomycota; Agaricomycetes; Polyporales; Cerrenaceae.
GGUUACUCGUCAUGAAGAUCUUGCCAGGCCUUCUCAGUCUUCCCCCGUCGUAGCUUAGCAUUCUCGCGAUUUUUUGCAGAUUGAUCAAGACGCUGUAAUUAUAGUUUCAAACGAUGAGAAGGAGGAAAAGAAAAGCAGUACGUACGUCUUGUCUGAGGCAAUUGUUCAGAUCACGCUUCGCUUGAUUACACCCACCAGUCCAUUUAGCCCAUGAAUCAGCAUGACAUGCUUCGAGUGCCUGGAUGAAUUCCUUGCAGACUAUGGGAGUGCAGAAAACAAAUUCAGUGUUCGUUCCCAGUGACCAAACUGACGUGAGCAUGGUUUGGAGAAAGUCGCAACGGGACUCACCAAUUCGUUUGUCCCCUGACAAUUGGGGGUGCAUGAUGAUUAGGCCGGGCGGAAGGACCAAGUUUCAAGCGUUUUUCAAUUUGGGCUCAUGCAAGCGUGAAGUGGAUCGGAUGACGAAGCGAGGUGGUGAAGAGCGGCCUUCGAAGGAAAUACCGGCGAAGGUCACAAAGGACCAAUGAAAACGGAGGAGAAGCGUGAGAGUGAUCCGGAACACGGUGGGGAAGGAUGAUUAGAUAUCGAGAUCGUGCAAAGCGCAUAUAAGCUCGCGUCCCCCCAUCCUUUUCUUUUUACUCAUACGCCCAAGCCAUGUCUCGCUUCACUCAACAAGAUCACCUUGCUAUUGCCACCAUCCGUGCUCUUGCAGCGGAUGUCGUCGGCAAGGCCAACUCUGGUCACCCUGGUGCUCCCAUGGGCAUGGCACCGGUUGCCCAUGUCCUUUUUACUAGAUUUUUCAACACUAACCCCAAGAACUCCAAGUGGUAUAACCGCGAUCGAUUCGUGCUCUCUAACGGACAUGCUUGUGCUCUCCAAUAUAUCAUUCUCCAUCUUCUCGGCUUUAAGCUAUCGUUGGACGACUUGAAGGCUUUCCGUCAAAUUGACUCCUUGACUCCUGGUCACCCUGAAUACAGACACACUGAUGGCAUUGAGGUCACCACUGGUCCUCUCGGUCAGGGUUUCGCCAAUGGCGUCGGCUUCGGCAUUGCGCAGGCGCAUAUGGCCGCCGUCUACAAUAAGGAGGGCCACGAACUCGUCAACAACUACACAUACGUCUUUACUGGUGACGGUUGCUUGAUGGAGGGUGUCGCGAGCGAGGCGGCGAGCUUGGCUGGACACUUGCAACUUGGCAACCUCAUCUACAUUUACGAUGAUAACCACAUCUCCAUUGAUGGUGACACCAACGUUGCUUUCACUGAAAAUGUUGAGCAACGAUUCCUCUCCUACGGAUGGCAAGUACUCCACGUAGAUAAUGGAGACAGCGAUCUCGAUGCCAUCUACAAUGCUAUCGAGGAGGCUCGCAAGGAGAAGAACAAGCCCACCAUCAUUCGUCUACGCACAACCAUCGGCUUCGGUUCGAAGCAGCAGGGUACUCACGGCGUACACGGUGCUCCACUGAAGGCUGAUGAUAUCCAGCAACUCAAAGCUAAAUUUAACCUCCCCGCCGACCAGAGCUUCUACGUCCCCCAAGAGAUCUAUGACAUCUACAACAGCGUCGCCGCCCGCGGUGCAAAGCUCGAACAAUCCUGGAACCAAGUUCUCGCGUCAUAUGCACAGAAGUUCCCUAAGGAGUACGCUGAGCUCACUCGUCGUAUUUCUGGUAAACUCCCUGAGAACUGGGAGCAACUCCUCCCUGUGUACAAGCCCUCGGAUGCCGCCCAGGCUUCUCGCAAGCUCUCUGAGAUCGUCCUUACUGCUAUCACCCCCGCAUUCCCUGAUUUCAUAGGUGGUUCUGCAGAUUUGACUGGCAGCAACUUGACACGAGUCAAGACUGUUGAGGACUUCCAGCCCCCUAGCACAGGCUUGGGUAGCUACAAGGGCACCUACGUUCGAUAUGGUGUUCGUGAGCAUGGUAUGGGUGCCAUUGCCAACGGUUUAUCGGCCUAUGGCGGAAUCAUUCCCUUCGUCGCCACUUUCCUGAACUUUGUCUCAUAUGCUGCUGGCGCUGUUCGUCUUUCUGCCCUGAGCGGGCACCAGGUCAUUUGGGUCGCUACCCACGAUUCGAUUGGCCUCGGAGAGGACGGUCCCACCCACCAACCUAUCGAGACAGCCGCCCACUUCCGUGCCACCCCCAAUCUCGAUUUCUGGCGUCCAGCAGACGGUAACGAGACUUCUGCCGCAUACCUCGUCGCCCUCAAGAGUAACACGACUCCUUCCAUCCUCUCUCUUUCCCGUCAAAACCUUCCCAAUCUCGAGAACUCUACUAUCGAGCAUGCUUCCAAGGGAGGCUAUGUUGUGUAUGAGGAGCAGAAUGAGGACCUCACUAUCGUUUCUUCUGGAAGCGAGGUCAGCAUUGCUCUGGAGGCGGCCCAGAAGCUCCAGUCGGAGGGUUUCAAGGCUCGUGUUGUCAGCUUGCCCUGCUGGUCUGUCUUCGAUGCUCAACCUGCCGAGUACCGAUUAAGCGUCUUGAGGAGUGGUGCACCCAUUUUGUCGGUCGAGGCUCUCUCGACCCUCGGCUGGCAGAAAUACAGCCAUGAGCAAUUCGGUCUGUUCGGUUGGGGUGCUUCUGGUCCGUAUAAGAAGGUGUAUGAGAAGUUCGGGAUUACUGGACCCAACAUUGCCGAGAUCGGCAAGAAGGUCAUUAACUUUUACAAGCAGAAGGGUGGUGAGGUCAUCUCUCCUUUGGUCAAGGCAAUUUAGAGUCUAGAAUGAUUUGGGAAUGUGUCUGCUUGAGGCAACAUAGAAGAAGAAUACCAAGAUGUACUUUUUGUAACAUUGGGUUUUAUGGAUAGCACCCCAAUAGAAUUCCGUGUAUUGUGCUUGAUAUGCCCAUG